Nymphalis io (European peacock) is the source of this 1061-nucleotide messenger RNA. RefSeq names its product sulfotransferase 1C4-like (gene Sult). The transcript is spliced from 7 exons. Gene Ontology annotation, molecular function: sulfotransferase activity. The record is from RefSeq and is a predicted model, not a curated record. The coding region runs from base 1 to 1041 and encodes 346 amino acids. Gene Ontology annotation, biological process: sulfation. Gene Ontology annotation, cellular component: cytoplasm. Lineage: Eukaryota; Metazoa; Arthropoda; Insecta; Lepidoptera; Nymphalidae.
AUGGCACCUUGCUUAGAACUACCCUAUGAAAUAUGGGACGUGACCAAAGAGGAAGAUAAAAUUAUUAAGAAAUGCCUAUUAGGUUACACGAAACCAUUCGUGAAAUGUGGCAAGAAGGGAUACGUGAUGCCGGGCGCGUUUAGAAAUCACGCGGAGGCCAUAUACAACCUUAAAGUCCGACCGGAUGAUAUCUGGGUGAUCACAUUCCCUAGAUCAGGUACGACGUGGACACAGGAAAUGGUUUGGUUGAUUGAAAAUGAUUUGGACUUCGAAGCAGCUAAAGAAAAACCUCUCUAUGAACGCUUUCCUAUGUUGGAGUUGACCUCACAGAUACCCGAGCUAGCGUUUAAGCUUAUUAAAAAUAAUUUCAUGAAUCUGAAAAAUUUUCAAGGGUUAAAUCAAGCAACUAAAGUUUCAAGUUUGAAGACGAUUGAGGAUGCACCUUCUCCGCGAUUGAUUAAAACUCACUUGCCCCUAUCUAUGUUGCCCCCAAGUCUAUUGAACACUGCCAAAGUCAUAUACGUAGCUAGAGAUCCAAGAGAUGUUGCUGUUUCAUAUUAUUAUUUACACAAAAUGGUUGGCAAAAUUUUCGUGAGGACUACUUUCCAAAAUUUCUGGGAAGCAUUCAGAAGAGAUUUGCUGCCUUGGACCCCAAUCAUUGAGCACACAAAUGAAGCUUGGAAACAGCGACAUAAUGAAAAUCUCCAUUUUAUUUUUUACGAAGAAAUGAUUAAAGAUUUACCGAAAAUCAUUCGUGACGUGAGCAAAUUCCUAAACCGAGAUUUGGCUGAAAAGGAAGUAAAUAUCUUAGCGGAUCAUCUCAGUUUCGACAACUUAAGAAAAAACAAGACCGUUAAUAACAGUACAAGUGAAAAUGGCGAAGUCCAGUUCAUACGAAAAGGUGAAGCUGGAGGCUGGAGGACGCACUUCGAUGCAGAGAUGGAGAUCCAAGCAGAAGAAUUCAUAACCUCAAAACUACGAGGCCUAGAUUUAAAAUAUCCUUCAAUCAGCAAAGAUAAUGAGGGAUGUUCACACUUUUAGAUCAAGCAUUACUUAGUUAU